Priapulus caudatus is the source of this 6266-nucleotide messenger RNA. RefSeq lists its product as uncharacterized. The record is from RefSeq and is a predicted model, not a curated record. The transcript has 4 exons. Gene Ontology annotation, cellular component: membrane. Bases 1391 to 5281 code for a protein of 1296 amino acids. NCBI's taxonomy places the organism in Eukaryota, Metazoa, Priapulida, Priapulimorpha, Priapulimorphida, Priapulidae.
CGCGCACGUACGUAGGCCUAAACGCUUCUACAGUGCGCUUGCAUGAAGACUUCCUCGCGCACACACGCUCACGCGUACUUGUAGGCCUAACAUGUAUGCGGUCUCGUAUAUCAAACUCGAACGUUCCAAACUAAAAACCCGCAUAAGCUUAGCAACAUGCUAAUCAGCCAUGAGGCAGAUGCUGGGCAGGUGCGUUGAUAUAUUUGGUCAGGAUAACAACUGAUUCUUACUACGACUACUAAACAAACUGCAUAGACCGCACAUUACUACCAUCAUGAGAUCUCAUUCACUCCUGCUACCAAUCCUAAGUCAACCAUGGAUAUCUCUCUAUAUAUACAGUGUGUAUUGUAGAUAUCAAGAGCGUAUAAAGAAGGAACUUCAUAUCCUUCUUUAUACGCUAGUGUAGAUAUCUAUAAUUAUAGCUACCAGCCGACCACUAUACCAGCAUGAUUUCUAGCACUAACCCAAUUUAUUCAUGCGCAUUCUGGUUCAUGGCGUGGGUACCAGUAGAGUUGCAAUACUCAAAUGUGCGUGCUGCCCAUGCGAGUACCAUAAUGGUGUGAAUGGCUGCUGGAAAGUGGCAACAGGUGGGGAGUUUCGUGUGCAGUAUCAUUCAGAGUACGGGUAGAUAUCGCAGACGAGUACAUUUUUACAGUUGUGUUACUGUUUGUCUGUUUAUCUAACGACUAGGAUCUUAGUAAUAGUAGUGCGAAACAUGUUUUCGGUGUGACAACGAUUAAAUGCUAUUCUUGCCUGAAAAUUGCUUUCACAAUUUUCACAUCCUUUGCUCUAAUGUCUGGUGAUAUAUUGUGGAUUUCCAACUGUCAGUCUGGCUAAAAUUUUCAGCCUGCUUGCAACAAGCUGUGACAGGAAAUGCAAGCUAAAUACAGUGGUUCAACUAUCAGGAAGCACAGCCUGGAAAUUCCGAGUGGUUUUCCUGUUGGGUGCAUGUAUCGUGUAGCAGGUGUGAUCUGAAGUAUCCUGUCUGAGUGGGCUGUCUGCGUGUUGAGUUGAGCCAGUGCAUGAGGGCGGCAUAGACUUCAUCAUUGAGUAUGAAUUACAUUGAAUGAAUGCAGGAUGAUGGUCAGUCUGGCACAACCGAGUGGCUACUUAGUGGUAACUUCGCCGAAGAUAGAGAAACACCCAACGUGGAAUCACAGGACUUGUUUUUAGUCGUGGAUUCGUCCGUGAAACAGUUGCCGGGGUAUAAGCAGCAUAUUGGCCUCUGAACGCUGGCUUCUUUUGUCGGUGAGGCACGACUUAAAUUAAAAUUGUGGUUGGUGUCUCGGCCGUGUAACAAGAGGGCUGUUGACGUGUUGUCCACGUAGCAAACGAAGUGAGAGUGCAUUUGGUGGGGUCGCCUCUUGCAGGUGGCACUAGUGUUGGUGCAAUGUACGAGGGUGUGGUGAGCAUGCGCGGCGCGCUGCGUACGAGCACCUUCUUGCUGUCCGUGCUCAGCGCUGGCGAAGCGGUACUCAUCCCAUUCCUGCCACUCUUCUUUGGCUACCUCGGCUUCACAGCGCCACAGACCGGUGUGCUGCUUGCCGCAAGGGCACUGUGCGGCCUCAUUGCCGUUGCCACCAUCGCCGCUUGGGAGGCAGGGCGGGGCGGGCGUCACCACGGCAACGCACUCGUGCCGGCCACUAUCUUCCUCACGGCGGUCGGCUUCUGUGUGCUGGGCCUGAUCCCUCCACAAGACGUAGAUGGUGCCGCUGCCUUCUGCGAAAACUCCAGGCCACUACUAGGUAGUGCUUCUCAAGAUGGAGUGCUCAUCUUGCACCAGGCUACUGGUGUGGCAUUGAACAACAGCACCCAGCUAAAAGAGGAAACGGCUCAUACAGACGAGAUCAGCAUCACAUCUCCCGUUACUCUGAAGCAAGCUUUAUCUGUGACUGUGAGCAAUGAUCUCAAUAGUGACAAGGUAGUGUUAACUUCAUCUGGUGUGUCUCAGUUAGCAACAGAGAGCCACCAGCAUGCAACGGAACAGCAGAAGAGUGAGAAUGCAUAUAAGGAGACUUCAUUCGUAGGUGUAACAGGCUUUGAACCAGGUUUGCCGUCACAUGCAGCACAUGAUACUGCUGAAAGCAUAAAUCAAAGCACAAAGCAACCCAAAGCCGAGACACUAGCUGCUGGAAUAGCCAUUCAAACGAUUCCCAAACAAAGCUUUCCUCUGUCGGAUGAAGUCACUAAAACGUUAAAUGUGAACGACAUUGUAACAACAGAGUGGAUGGCAAGAUCUACUGAUUUUAGAACGACAGUAGAAGUCAUACAAAAGUCAAUGAAGAAUGACAUUGGAAGAGAAUUUCUUUUAAAAACAGAAGCGGUUGGAGAAACAAAGGAAAUGCAAGAUACAAGUCCAAAGGCAGCUAUGAUGACGGAACCAGUAACCAUCACAUCAAAGUACACAGAACUGAUUUCACCGGAAGAUAAAAUUCAGCAAGCCAAAUUCCAGCAGUUAGGCAGCGCUUUAAAUGUAGAUACAUUAGAAAAGACACCAGUGCCUACAUUUUCAACUCUGGCACAAAACUACCAUAGUGAUGUUGUUACUGCAUUGAUGAAGAUGCAGACUGAAAGAUUAACAAGCACGUGGGGGAAAACGCCAUUGGCUUUGCAGACUACAGCUCAGAGAACUGGAGAAAACCAAUCAUCAGCUGCAAUUACAGUAGACAGAAUCACAUCCGUACCCAUGGUUGCGACACGUGUACAUGUAGUACACCCAGACGUUCCCAUGACAACCAGCGGAACCACUUCGAGUCAUAGUACCAAGAAGGUAGCUAGCACAACCCAGCCCCUCCCGACUGGCACAGUGGCAGUAGUGAGAGUCACCACGCAGGGGCAGGCUAUGUCCACCCAGCAGGACGUGUCACAGCUUGAUAGACUGACCCAAGCAGAACGGGGUGAUUCUUUCACAGAGAUACAGUCAGACGUUAGUAGAAUUGGAGUGCCCAGUGCGACGAGCAUUAGUAUGAGCGAUGCUGGGGAUUCAGGGAACAGCGUUCCUUCAAUCAGCAUUCCUCCGGAAGAGGGAAUGGCAACUACCCCACAUCCACGUGUAAUUCUAAAGCCUAACAAGAAGUGGCAGGAGUGGGACAGCAGCGACUGGAACUGGGAUCUGUUAAGCAAUGACGAAGACGAAGAUGAAGACAACAAUGAUGAUGGUGAUGACAAUGAGAACAAUGAAAACAAAAGUGGUUUGAGCACCCGCUACAGUCCCACCGAACUUUCAGAGAGACAGAGCACAUCACCAGCGGAUCGCCGCCAGGGGAAGGUUAACACGCUGCCACCACCCAUGGAUAUCUUUACCCGCCACAAGUAUCACCACUCUGGAAAUUCACGUGCAGAAGGAGAGAGCGACGGCCUGAACAAACACGGGUGGGACCUGUCCACGCCACUUAGUGUAUCUGGUCAGGCUCGUUCCCGAGUAGAUUCCGGGUGGGACACGACGACACCGCCGCCCCGAUUGGGUCCGGAGCGGUCCCGGUACUGGUGGCGGGAGACGACGACGACAACACCGCCGCCCCGAUUGGGUCCGGAGCUGUCCCGGUACUGGUGGCGGGAGACGACGACAACACUGCCGCCCCGAUUGGGUCCGGAGCGGUCCCGGUACUGGUGGCGGAAAACGACGACGCCCCCAGCUAAGGAGAAGUCCCAACACUGGUGGCAGUCAUCGAGCGGUGACAGCGACAGCCAUCGUCAAAUGGGUGGGCGCGUCGUGGACGCUUGGCGAAGCAGCGCCGUAGGGGACGGGGAGGAGCAAGAUGGGCUGGAAGUGUCAGCCAUCGACGCGUGGAACCACGAUCAGCCUUCCGCGCCAACCCUGCAACCCUCGCAUCGGUGGAGCGGCAGCAGCCGCAGCCAGUCGUUGAGGCAACAGGGGUCGGACAUGCGGUCGAGGCAUGGAGGGGAGGCAGGCGACUCAGACCAUGGCUCGUGGAGGCAGCAGGGUGAGGAGAUGUGGCCUGCGACGACCGCGUCCUCUGGCUGGUUCAGGGACAGGCGGUACAAGACUGGACGGAAGAAACGCGACGCGGCUGAGGUUAGCAUCGUUGCUAGCGGCGACCCGAAGACAAGUAAUGCGGUCGCAGAUGCUGCGAUGGUGGCUCCGCGUCACGAGUUUGUCGAGCGUCUGGCCGGGGGUCACGUGGACGUACUCGUGGUGACGGCGCACGAGUUCGUCACUCGAUGGAGCUUCAUCGCCGCACUACUGUCACUCGGCUUUGGCUCGCUCUUCCUCGCUCCUGUCCGAGGCAUCCUCAAAGAGAGCCUCUACCGUCACCUCGACGAUAGAGACUGCGUUGAACAGUACCGUGCACACCGUGUCUGGUCACUCGUUGCCGCGGCGAUGGCUGUCGUCGGCAUCUGCUUCCUUGUUGACGAGCUGCCGUGCGUAAUCGUUUCCGUGACAACCGGCGUCGGCCGCAUCCUCGCCCAUUUCUUUGCCUUCUUCCUUCUGCUCGGCGUCGCCUUUGUUGCGGCUCUGUUCGGCGGCGCCCCCUGGCGAGAGUCGGCGCGGCGGGCGGGCAGUGAUGCGCUGCGGCGGGUCGCUACAGCGGUGGUGGCGGACGGACGCAGCAUCGCAGCGCUGGCUGCUGCCGCCACGGCGGGCUGCGUGGAGAGCGCGCUGCAGGCGUUCGUCUUCUGGCGCAUGCGCGAGCUCGGCGGCACCGAGACGAGUAUGGGCGCUGUCGUCGCGGCGAUGCUGCUUGCGCAGUCACCCGCACUGUGUGUGGUGCGGCCGUUCGCGUGCGGUGUGCGCGGCGUGCGCGCGCUCGCGUUCGCUGUGGCGUGCCUCGGGGUCAAGGCUGCGUACCUCGCGACGCUGCGGACGCCAUGGGCAGCGGUCGCUGCAGAGCUGGCGUGGGUGCCCGCAUCGACGCUGUGGGUCGUCCUCGAGGAAUUCGCCGAUGAGGCGAAGAUGUCUGGACUAAAGAUAAAGGUGUUGCUGGUAUACCAGGCUGUUUACUGGGGCGUGGGAGGUGCUAUCGGCAGCGGGGUCGCUGGAUUGAUGUACGACUACUUAGGGUGGAGCACCCUUUGUGGAGCCAUGUCCGCUGUGGCUUUCACAGCUGCAGCUAUACUGUUGAUAUUGGAUAGGUACCUUCCUACGCGUAGAAAGCCAGACUAUGCAGCGCUGUUGCUAGGAUAUGAGAGCGGUGACGAGGAGGUGAGGCAGGACGGCGACGGAGCCGCCAUCGACUGGCUGAAGGCGGCGCUGCACGACGAAGACAUCGACAACAAGCGCAAGCUCGAGUCGGCGUUCAAGGUCGUGCCAGCAAUAUAGUUGAGAUGGAGAUCGAAUACGCAUGGCCCGUGAUGGAAGGGGUGGCUCGAUAGAGUGAAUACAUCAAGGAACUCUGAAGAAAAAGUGCCUACAGUUAAUUGACCACCUGCAUUGGAUGAUGUGGCUAGGUCAGUCAGGUUAUGCCAGUUUAUACGUUUGUCAUUGUCUCACGCAAAAUUGUCGACUUUGCAGCACUUACUAAACAAAGUUUUUAGAAUGCUCCCAUUGAAAUGUUGAUUGGCUAGAUUUACUAAUAAUAGCUUCAGGCAGAUUAGUGAAUUGGUGGACAUGAAAAACGGCGUACACCAGGAAAUCUGCACUACAUAUCUGAUAUGUAAAUGAAUUCCUACUUAUGGCCAAUAGUCGUUUAAGUUGAACUCUGGGCAACAUAUGAAUGUGAUUAAAUGCUGUGAAUAGAGAUUUCCAGCAAUGCCAAAGUGGUUUAUUCGGUUGAUUAGCACAAACACUAUUAGUUUGGCUGUAUUGAUUGCUAGCAUCAUAAACCUAUGUAUAUUGAGUCCUAACCUACUAGUCUUGAAGCCAUUUCCAUGGAUUUACAAAUCAUUCCUCAAUGAUAUCACGAUAAACUGGCAGUUGUUGUGGCAAUGCAUGUAUUAUUUGUGGAGUUUAAAUUAACUUAUUGUGUUUAUACAGCAGAAUAUGUGAUACGGUGUUAUAUUAUUUAUUUAAUAUGCCGGAAUACUAUGCUAUCUUCGUUUAUGUUGAGAUUUACCGUAUGAUUAUAAUGAACGUAGCGUAAAGAAAUACGUGUAUGACAUAAAUUAGCAUAAUAGAUGAAAUCUGUUCAAUUAAAACUAUAAAUUUCGUAUAUAUGCAUUUAUGUGGCUCGUUAAUAAAUGGUUAUGGGUUUUCAAUGCUUUGAAAUUGUUUCUGAAUGAUUGCACUGAUAACUAAUAGUAUGUGCAAAGGGUCAACAGCUGGACAGGAUCUACUGAUAAAAAUACAGAAGGCUAAGAAAAUCUAA